AUGACGACCAACUCGACUGGAUCCGAGCUUCCCAUUGCAAUAGAAAUGAUCAACCCCCCAAACUCUACGAGGAAUGAUAAAUUUGAUGAAUUGGUACUAGACUAUUUUAUUCAUGAAGGGUACGAAGACGCAGCGAUCAAGUAUAGCUGCCGUAGAAAAGCAAAUGCUAAUGACAUUGAUCAAGAAAUCGAAAACAGAGGCAACAAUAGAUAUGAUAUUAGUGGUAAUAAGAAGGAUCAGAUAUCACCACCAACUAGUAGUCUAUUUAUCGAUAAUAUGAACCGAUUGAGUAACGACAAAGAGUUUUCCGAUAUGGUCAUUAGCUACUUUAAUAACCCCAGUGGCAAACACAAUAAUAAUGAAAGUACUGAUAAACAUAACAAUAAUAAUGGUGGCAGUGAAAGUGCCAGUUUUCCCGAUAUUACUGAUGUUGGGGCAAUAAAUAAUCGUGAUAAAAAAACGGAGUCUGGUUUUGCCACAAUUAAGCAGCGUCAAGAGAUUAAGAAAUUGAUUUUGAAUGGCGAUAUUAGUCAAGCAAUUAAACAAAUUAGUCAAUAUUAUCCGAUGAUUUUAGAUUUGAAUAAUCUAUUGCACUUCAAAUUGUUGAGAUUAAACCUCGUUGAAAUGAUACGUAACCAUAAAUUUAACACCAAGAGUAGCAACGAUUCGAUGGAUGCUGGCCAGGAUGAACGGGAAUUUUUGGCAACAAUAUUGAAUUUUGUUCGAGAGAAUUUAAUCAAUAAAGUCUUUAAUCUGUUCAAACUACUAAAAGAGUUAGAAAUCACCAUGAGUUUAUUGUGCUUUAAAUUUGAUCCCACCAUUGAGAAUUUGCAAGACCAAGCUGAUUUGCCAGUAGAAUUGAAAAAGCUUUUUGAUUUAUCAUUGAGGUAUCAAUGUUAUCGAUUGGUAAACAAUGCAAUUUUGAAACUUUAUAAUAACGAGUAUACCGAUGUCAGUAUUGCAACAACUAACAAAGACAUGCCUCGAUCAAAAUCACCGUUUAGCGAUAGCUAUUAUUUAACAAAUGAUGAAACCGUUCAAGAAUUGUUGGAAGACCGGGAAGAAUCCAAUAAACGGAAAAUGACCAGAACCUAUCAUGGUCCUAAAUUUGCCGAGUUUGAUUUAUCGAAUUAUAAACAUAAAUCAAGACAACAACAACAAGGAAUAAACUAUGAACUGUCAGAUUUUGUUACGCUAGAAGAACAGCAACGAAACAAUGAACAAGAAGAACUAGAAGCGGUAGAUGAGGAAGACGAGGAUGAUGAAGAAGAAGAAAUAGGAUACCAUAUUAAUCCCGAUGUCAACUUGUAUAGUAAUGGUGAUGCUGACAAAGAUAUGAAGGACAGUAGUAUCGACAAUAUAGGGACUGAAAAUGAAGAUGAGAUGAAUAGAAUAAUAAAUUUGUCCUUGGAUUCGAGGUUAGAAAGAGUAAUAAAAUUAUGGUUGUUAACUGAGCAGAGAAUCAAAGAUUUGAACAUUGUUGUCACGAACCGAAACUAA
Molecule: messenger RNA, 1500 nt
Organism: Candida albicans SC5314
Lineage: Eukaryota; Fungi; Ascomycota; Pichiomycetes; Serinales; Debaryomycetaceae
Product: glucose-induced degradation complex subunit
Exons: 1
Coding region: 1-1500 (499 amino acids)
Biological process (GO): proteasome-mediated ubiquitin-dependent protein catabolic process
Cellular component (GO): nucleus; cytoplasm
Source: RefSeq, a predicted model, not a curated record